Molecule: messenger RNA, 1068 nt
Organism: Maudiozyma saulgeensis
Lineage: Eukaryota; Fungi; Ascomycota; Saccharomycetes; Saccharomycetales; Saccharomycetaceae
Source: the annotation of a GenBank genome assembly
AUGACACAACCAAAAGGGGAAUGGCCAACAGAUAUGGUUACUACGAUUAUAGAUAUUAAUCAGAAACAAGCUCUGGUGAGAACAGAGGAUGAUGAGAGGGUAAAUUUUUCAUUCAAAGAGAUAAUUGAUAGAGUGGACAAAUUACCUCUAAACUAUAAUGAAAUCCCAGAAUUCCAAGAGAACAUGUUCCAUCUGAUAACACACGAUAAUGUAAAGAUUGGUUUUGUUUGUCGGUUUGUUCUAGAACAAAUGACUAAGUAUUGUGAAGAUCUUGUAUCGAUUGCAUUUGACGUGAAUUUUAGCAAGCAUUCAAUCAGAUUUAAAUCGGACAACUUCGAUACAAGGAAUCAACUAAUAGAUCAAAUAUCUCUUCAGCUUCGAGAACAUUCAGAUAUUCAGGAUUUGAAAGGUUGGAGAAAUGAAAAAUAUGCUGUGUGGUCCUUGGAAAAGAAGCCUUAUGUUCUAGUAGAGAGAGCAAUGGCUGGCCCUAUGGGUAUUCUGACAUAUGGUGUCCAUAUUAAUGGGUAUUUCUUUGAUUCUAAGACUAAAGAAAUCCGAUUCUGGAUUCCAAGAAGGUCUGCUACUAAACCUACUUGGCCAUAUAUGUUAGAUAACAUGGUUGCUGGUGGAAUUGGUUUCCCUUAUGGGAUCCACGAGACUGUCAUUAAAGAAUCCCUGGAGGAAGCAAACUUACCAAAAGAUAUUAUAGAUGCUUCGAUCUCUAACGCAGGGGUUGUUUCUUACUUAUUUUAUCAAGGUAAUCCUAAACUUGAUAAAUUCAAUACCCAAAACAGUUACAUUGUAGGGGAAAUUGAAUAUGUUUAUGACAUGAAAUUGGAUGAAGAAAUUAUCCCCAGACCUAAUGACGGAGAAGUGGACAGUUUUAAUGUAAUGUCCUUACAGGAAGUUAUCACAGCUCUUCAAAAUGCAGAAUUUAAACCGAACUGUGCGUUAGUUAUGGUAGAUUUCUUAAUAAGACAUGGCUAUAUUACCACAGAAAAUGAACCAAACUAUUUGGAAAUACUUAAUAGGACUCAUAGAACUUUACCAUUCCCAACUAGAAAUUGA